This is a messenger RNA of Penicillium daleae, 1107 nucleotides long. RefSeq names its product Homoserine dehydrogenase. The transcript has 2 exons. NCBI's taxonomy places the organism in Eukaryota, Fungi, Ascomycota, Eurotiomycetes, Eurotiales, Aspergillaceae. The record is from RefSeq and is a predicted model, not a curated record. Gene Ontology annotation, molecular function: NADP binding; homoserine dehydrogenase activity; aspartate kinase activity. Gene Ontology annotation, biological process: aspartate family amino acid biosynthetic process; L-homoserine biosynthetic process. Bases 1 to 1107 code for a protein of 368 amino acids.
AUGACUACGCCUAUUUAUCUCGGAAUCGUGGGUGUUGGCGGUGUUGGUAAUGCUUUCCUAGAGCAGCUCGGACGACUAUCAAGUCCUCCGAAGCUCGUUUUGCUCGCCCGCUCGUCCCAAACGCUCUCCUCCUCAGUGCCAGCAUACUCGCCAUGCAUACCAUUCACUAAUUGGGAGGAUUCUGCCAAGUCAACAUCUUUAGUCAAAUCGGGUGCUUUGCCGCCGGCUGAGAUUGCAGCCUUUCUUGCCUCUGCUCCAGGAAGAGCUGUUCUAGUGGACAACACAUCCGACCUUGCUCUAGCCCAAGCAUACCCGAUCUUCCUGGAACGAGGUGUGUCAGUGGUGACGCCAAACAAAAAGGGCUUCUCGGAAGAUAUUGCCUUAUUCAAUGACAUAUUUUCUUCCGCUGUAAAGGGGAAUGCCCUCGUCUAUCACCAGUGCACGGUGGGUGGGACUCUACCGGUCCUAUCCACGCUCAGGGAUCUUAUCGCAACGGGCGACGAGAUUAUCCGGAUCGAAGGAGUCCUUUCUGGAACGCUUUCGCUUCUGCUAGGUGAAUUCAUGCCCGGAAACGGUACAUCAAACGCGCGAUGGAGUUCCCUCGUUUCUCACGCCAAGGAGAUUGGACACACGGAACCAGAUCCUCGGGAUGAUCUCAACGGCCUUGAUUUUGCCCGGAAGCUCACGAUCAUAGCCCGAGUUAUCGGCAUCGAAGUCGGCAGUCCUGGUUCAUUUCCCGUGGAGUCUCUUAUCCCUAUCGAGUUAAGUUCGCUUCCUUCAUCGGCAGAGGGCAUCGCAGAGUUUAUGAGCGAGCUGCCGAAAUAUGAUGCCAAGAUGGAUGCAGCAAAGAAUGCGGCGCAGGAGCAGGGCAAGGUUCUGCGCUAUGUUGGGAGUAUUGAUGUGCGUACUCUGGCCAUCGAGGUUGGUCUUCGGCCUAUUGAGAAGGGUAAUCCGAUCGCCAAUCUUCAAGGCAGUCAGAUUGUCAGCAUCUAUACCAAGAGAUAUGGGGCUAAUCCAUUGAUAUUACAAGGUGGUGGCGGUGGAGGUGAAAUCACUGCCAUGGGUCUAAUGGCCGAUUUGCUAAAAGUUAUGGAGCGACUAAAGUGA